Zerene cesonia (dogface butterfly) is the source of this 6202-nucleotide messenger RNA. RefSeq names its product serine/threonine-protein kinase WNK1-like. Gene Ontology annotation, molecular function: ATP binding; chloride channel inhibitor activity; protein serine/threonine kinase activity. Gene Ontology annotation, cellular component: cytoplasm. The record is from RefSeq and is a predicted model, not a curated record. Gene Ontology annotation, biological process: positive regulation of sodium ion transmembrane transporter activity; negative regulation of sodium ion transport; protein phosphorylation. The transcript has 22 exons. Bases 497 to 6187 code for a protein of 1896 amino acids. Lineage: Eukaryota; Metazoa; Arthropoda; Insecta; Lepidoptera; Pieridae.
UGGAUGUGAUUAUUUGUCUAUCGUAAGCACUAUGUUUUGUUAUUACGUUCGUGACGAUUGGAAUGCCGACCUCUCGAAUAUCUUUACCUCGAAAUAGUAUCUCGGCGCUGCAGACGAUGUCAUGUAAUGAUAACAUCGUAAAACCCAAUCCUGCAAUAAUUUCCAAAUUUCCCACAAGACUGUUUAUAUUAAGUAUAUAAUUAUUUCUGUUAGUUUAGUUUCGGACGGUCGCUAGAGAAGGAUGCCAAUGCGAGAGAGAAUCAAAAGACGGAAUUAGUUAUUUAUUUAUUUAUUAUACAUUAAUUAAUGAAUUAAUCGUUUUUUUACCCAUUAUUUUGUGUAGACUAUCCUAUAAGUUACAUUUCAAAUGUAUUGUUGAGAUUUAUUUAUUCGAUUCGUUUAUUUAUUUAUUGAGAUUACGAUACAAUGUACCUAUAACGAGUGCGAACGUUUUUGAGCGACGGAUCGUUUUGAGAAUUGUGUCUGAUGGAGAAUUAUGGACAAUAUGUCGUCAAAUGUGUCUUUAAGAAACAAACAGAGGAAGGACAACCUUAUUACGAGAAAGCAGGACAAGAGUCCGGAGAAGACAAUACGGGGCACGAGAGGGGCAUACAGGGGCAUACCGUCCACGUCGAAGCGCGAUGAGGAAACGGAGACCGGCUCCACGGAGCGGCUGGACCGCCCGAAGAAGUUCAUGUCCCAGAACAAGGGCUACGGUCUGGGCAAGCGGCCUGACUUCUCGCUCAAGAAUCGAAACGUACACCUAGCUUCUUCUCGGUAUGGACAGAUGACAUCAGGCUUACACGGGCACGGGCAUCAGAUCUCGCAGCCGGCCCACCACCUCGACUCGUCUGUGCUGCCAGCCAAGGAAAAAACUGUGCAUGGCAAGGAAAAAACGUUUAAGGUGGUGGUGGGCGGCGAGGUGGCGGUGAUGAAGACGCCGGUGCUGGGCGCGCGACCCUACAACGCGCUCGCCAUCAUACACACGCAGCAGAGCAACACGUUCGACAUGCUCAACUCGCUCACCACUAGUGUUGCGAGCCAACCAGUAGUGGGCGUGGGCGUGGGCGUGGCGGUGGGUGGGUACCGGCGCCGCAGCUCGGGACAAGGUGCGCUGUGCGACCCCGAGCUGGACGAUAGCGGGAACAAGCUGGUGGCGCGGCUCGAGGACGACGCCUUCAUCUCGGAGCAGGAUCUGGAAGAAAACAUUCAAGAAAACACCGCCACCGAGAAAACGGACACGGAAGGAGCGGAGCAGUCGCAAAAACAACAGAACGGCAUUGUGUACGAUCCUAUUUACGAGUUGGACAAACUCGAAGAUAAGGACAAGGAGAAGGCCGAUAAGGAGGAUGAGGAGGAGCCAAUCGGUGUGUCGCCCUGUGGCAGGUUCUUCAAAUACGACAAGGAGGUGGGCCGCGGCUCGUUCAAGACAGUGUACCACGGCCUCGACACGCAGACCGGUGUCGCGGUCGCCUGGUGCGAGCUACUGGAGAAAAAGCUCAACAAAACCGAGCGCCUGCGCUUCCGCGAAGAGGCGGACAUGCUGAAGAAGCUGCAACACCCGAACAUCGUGCGUUUCUACAACUACUGGGAGGGAACCGUCGCCAAAAAGAAGAAUAUCGUGCUCAUCACUGAGCUUAUGGUCUCCGGCACACUAAAGACAUAUCUAAAGCGCUUCAAGCGAUUCAACCCGAAGGUACUCAAGUCGUGGUGCCGCCAGAUACUCAAGGGGCUGAAUUUCCUGCACUCCCGAACACCGCCUAUCAUCCACAGGGAUCUGAAGUGCGACAAUAUAUUCAUAACGGGGACGACGGGCAGCGUGAAGAUUGGAGACCUCGGCCUUGCUACGCUCAAGAACAGGAGUUUUGCCAAGUCCGUCAUAGGCACACCGGAGUUCAUGGCGCCGGAGAUGUACGAGGAGCACUAUGACGAGUCGGUGGACGUGUACGCGUUCGGCAUGUGCAUGCUGGAGAUGGCCACCGGCGAGUACCCCUACAGCGAGUGCAGCGGGCCCGCGCAGAUCUACAAGAAGGUGGUCUCGGGUGUAAAACCGCAGAGUCUAGAGAAGGUCACCAUUCCGGAAGUGAGGGACAUCAUCGAACAGUGCAUACGACCCAACAAAGCCGACAGGCCCAAAGUGAAAGACCUGCUGAACCACGAGUUCUUCGGCGAGGACAUCGGGCUGCGGCUCGAGAUCGUCGAGCGGGAUCUUGUGACGUCGUCGGACAUCACCAAGAUACAGUUCCGGUUGAAAAUCAUCGAUCCAAAGAAACGGUCGUACACGCACAAGGAGAACGAGGCGAUCCAGUUCGAGUUCGACAUGGAGAAGGACGACUGCGAGGAGCUCGCCAACGAGAUGGCGAAGGCCGGCCUCAUCAUGGGCGAGGACGCGCGCAUCGUGUUCAAGCUGCUCAAGUCGCAGCUCAUCAGCCUCAAGCGAGAAAGGAGCGAGAAAAAAGCCCAAAUGCUGUUCAAUCAAGAGAUAAUUAAUGAACAGAAUAGGCAACAACAAUUACAACAACAGCUUAGACAGGUAAAAAUGAUUCAAAGUCAGCAACAGGCUGGGCCUGUGGAUCAAGUAAAGUCGGGACUUCUGAAUGGUGUAGGAACACAGCCUGCUCUAGUACAGUUGGACCAACAAUCUCAGCAAUUGUUUCAAGCUCAACAACAACUUCUUCAGCAUCAGUUUCAACAGCACCUCACUAAUGAAGAGAAAGCGAUGAAACUUUUCCAACAGAAUCUAAUUCAGGCUCGAAUGUCACCUUCUCUCAAUUCGGAUCAGCAUCUGUUGCAACAACAACAGCUGAUCGAGCAGAACAUCAAACAACAGCAGGUGAUGAUGGAACAGAAUCUCCUCAGCCAGCAAAUGCUGGAACAGUCAGUUCAAGGGCAAGGUUUCAUGGAUCAACAGGUUCAACAAAACCUGCUAGAGCCCCAACAAGCUCCACUUCAACAAAAUUUGUUGAAUCAACAACUCGUUGCCAAUGAGAUUAACAACACUAACCAGGCGUGGCAGCAGCAAAUUAUUCAACGUCAACAGAAUAUAAUAGCACAGCAAGCGGCGGCGAUACAGCAGAAGCAGUUGGAGGAGCAGCUAACGGUCCAGGACCAAGCGAUGACCGGGCCACAACCGAAUCUCGUUACCGGGCAAGUCCUAGAUCCGUCUCUCCAAAACUUGCAGAAUAUACUAGCUCAGAUCAUACACAGGCCGGACACGCUGCAGUCGAGGAAAGAGUCGGAAUCGGAAGCCCAACCCCAGCCCCCGCAACAGGCGCAACAACCGGUCGUCAGUCAACAAACGGAAAUGGUUGAAAUGCAACAACAGCUCCCCCAAGAACAAGAAAACAUGCAACUUAACACAAAUUUACUUAAUGUACAGAUGCCGCAACAUACUAGUCAAAAUAUUAAUUACACGCAGGCGCAACAAAAUUUGAAUUACAUGCAGCCAAACUUACUAACGGCGGUCGAUCCGGCUAUAUUUGCUCAACAGCAACAAGUUGCGCAAGCUCAGCAGCAGGUUGCGCAGGCGCAGCAACAAUUGAACAUGCAAAAACAAAUGUUAGCGCAACAGCAGCUCGUCCUCCAACAACAAUUAAUUUCCCAUCAGCAAUUACAAAUGCCAGGUCAAACAUUAUCGCCACAACAUAUAAGAAACUUACAGCAGCAGCAGUACUUAGCCCAACAGGAAUUGCAAUUACAGACGCAACAAAAUCUAAUCGAUCAGCAAAAUCUAGCUUUAUUGACUCAAAAGCACCAGUUGAUGGGACAACAGCAACAAAAGGUGGAGGAGAUAUUGCGCGGUCAAAGGCCGAUGUACACCAGGCAGGGAUCGGAACAGAGCCAAAUAAGUACGGCAGACGUUCACGAUCAGCAACAGACUCUAGUCCCGGAUCCGUAUCAGCAGAAGCCGCCACUACAGCCGCAAAUGUCAAUUGACCAGAUGCAAUACCAAAAUCAGUUUAUGGAUAAACAAAUUCAGAAGCAGCCGUCUGAGGAGCAGCAAUACCACCCGCAAGUGCACCCGAUGCAGGGUCAAUCGUUGCCACACAACAUGCUGGCGCAAUUCAACUUGGUGCAAAACGAGAGGCAGAUCUCUAGUCAUGAAGGCACUCCGGUGCAAAAUUAUUCUGCCAAUCCAAUGAUGUACCAACAGAACCAGCAGAUGCAGAUGCAGAAUGUGGCGUAUCAGCAAGUCGAGUCAUCUUCGGUUCCAGCUAGCAUGACGCAAAAUGCUCAGGUCACACAGUAUAUGGACAUCCCGUCGUCGAUACCAUCGUCCAUGCCACAAACAUCACAACCGAUACAGCCGGAUCUACAGCAAACGCAGCAGAUGCCGCAGCAAAUUCAACAACAACAAAUUCAACCGCAACAGUCGCAACAGCAACAAAUUCAACCUCCACAAUCACAGCAGCAACAAAUUCAACCUCAACAAUCACAACAACAACAAAUGCAAUCGCAACAGCAACAGAUGCAAGUUCCGCAAUCGCAACAACACCAGCAACAAAUUCCACCGCAGUCUCAGCAGCAACAAAUUCAGCAACAGCAAUUACAACAACAACAAAUUCAACAGCAACAACAACAGAUGCAGCAGCAGCAGCAGCAUCAAAUGUCGCAACAGCCGCAGCAACAAAUAAGCCAGCCACAACAGAUACAACAGCAGACGACACAAGCGCAGCCACCCCAGCAACAGAUGCAGCAAGUGCAGCAGGAAGUCCCUCAGCAGCUGCCGAUUAAGCCAGAGGAGAAUGGGGUUUCGAGUAAGGAGCAGUUCCACACGCCAAUGUCGGACUUACCUGGCGGUCAGCAGGAUGCGAUGUGGCAGCCGGAGCUGGGCGCCGUGGAGGAGAAGCAACCCGAAACUCAGCAAGAAAGCACAGCGGGCGCAGCGAUCCCGUCGCCGAUAGCGGGCGAGAAGAAGUCGCGCGGCUCGAAGAAGCGCUCGCGCGAGAAGGAGCGCCUGCCGCGCCUCACCGUGCUCGCCGUCGCCGAGAGCGGCUCCGUGGUGGAGUGCCAGCUCGAGUCCAAGUCGAAGACGGUCACCUUCAAGUUCCACGUGCCCGACGUCAACCCGGAGGACCUGGCCAAUAAUCUGGUUACGAACAACCUGCUGCCCGAGUGGCAGAGCGGCGCCUUCACGGAGUGGAUCCGCGACAUCGUGCACCAGCUGCAGGCCGAGCCGCUGCACCCGGCCGCGCUGCGCCUGCACAUCGACAAGCAGACGGACUACGACUCGGAGACCACGGAGCGCGAGGAGAACCUGACGGACUCGAACCAGGACAACUCGGAGUGCACCACGCCCACCGCCUCGCACGACCACAUCGCGCUUGAGCUGGACGAGGCGCCCGCCGCUGACGCGCCGGCUACCGACGCGCCCGCUACCGACGCGCCCGCUGCCGACGCGCCCCCCACCGACGCGCGCGCCGCCGAUGCGCUCGCACGCAAGAUCAGCACCGCCUCGUCUAUCGGUUCCAAUCAAUCAGACGGCGGGCCGAUGGCGCCGGAGCGCGCCGGCAGCAUCGAGUCGAACGGCGAGAAGAAAUCACAAAAACCCACUCGAAAGAUAUCGAGGUUUCUAGUCAGCCCCGUUGUGGACCGCGGCGAGGACGUUCCCGACGAGAAGUCGGAAAUUGCACCCGCUGAAGUAGAGAAGGAGCCGCCCAAAGAGCCCCAAGUCAACGGGCUCCCAGAACCGGAGCCCGAGCGGCCGGCAGCCGUUCCCCAAGAGAAAUAUGUUCCUACGCACCAGUAUUCGCUUCCGUCCCAGCCGCAGGUCACCGACCACCGGCCCGAGCUCACCGCCGCCGCGCCGCACCCCACCACGGCCCCGCCCAUCACCACCACCAUCCCCAUUAACCUGCAAGCGACCAUCCCGCAGCCGCUCCCCUUCCAAGCGAUCAAUCCCAUACUGAAUGGAUCGUUGCAGCCCAACCUUGCGAACUUAACGACGCCGCUGCAAAUCGCCACCGAUACUCCCCUGCUUGGGUUGAGCCAAGUGGGGACUCCCAUGGGGGUGGGAGCGGACCUGGGGCUGAAUCUCGGGCUGCAAGUGGCCCCCGGACUCGCUGACCCGCUGGGUCGGUUGCAGCUGGGCCAGCCCACUCUCACCCCCACUCCGGCUGUCAGCGAUACGCUGACAAACGCUGAGAAUAUACAGAGGAUGCUGCUCAAACAGAAUAUUAUCAAGUAAGUAAUAAGAUUUAAU